CCCACAUCAGAGCAGCAGAGUGAACAACCCAUUCUGGGAUGAGACGUGCUUAUUCUCACUCUGUUCUUCACUGUUUGUCUUUGACAGCAACUCAUGGAUUAUCACCACAUUCUUGUACUGUGGAUGUGCACCCUGCAGCCAGAUCUUCAGCUCUGCUUCAAUUUUGAUACAAAGAACUACAAGAUCUUCCAUGGUUCUAUAGAGGCUCAGUUUGGAUACACAGUUCAGCAGCAUGAGGCAGGAGGGCGCCAAUGGUUGCUGGUCGGGGCUCCCUUUGAAUACACAGGACAACUGCAAACGGGUGAUGUUUAUAAAUGUCCACUGGAUAUCAAAAGCUCUUCAAACUGCAGCCGUCUUGACCUAGGAAAGCUUUCUCUGGACAAUGUGACAGAGAGGAAGGACAAAAUGAGACUAGGAAUGACACUGACCUCCAACUCCAAGGAUAGCAGCUUUGUGACUUGUGGUCCUCUCUGGUCUCAUGAAUGUGGAAGUUCUCUGUACAGCACUGGAAUCUGCACCAAAGCCAACCGGAACUUCAAACUCACCCAGAGUAUUGCACCGGCUCUACAGAGGUGUGAAACAUUUAUGGACAUUGUCAUUGUUCUGGAUGGGUCCAACUCCAUUUACCCUUGGUAUGAGGUGCAGAACUUUAUCAUGAACAUCUUGCAGAAGUUCUACAUUGGCCCAGGUCAGACACAGGUGGGAGUUAUUCAGUAUGGCUCCACAGUCGUCCAUGAGUUCAGUUUGGGUGAAUACCACACAGUGGAGGAUGUGCUGGAUGCUGCCAGAAACAUUGACCAACGAGGUGGAGAGGAGACCAGGACAGCACUAGGGAUCAGUGUGGCACGGUUGGAGGCAUUCCAGCGUGGUGGCAGGCCGGGAGCUCAGAAGGUGAUGAUUGUUAUCACAGAUGGUGAAUCACAUGACAGUCAUCAGCUGAUGGAAGUUGUCAAUCAAAGCAAGAAAGAAAACAUCACUAUGUAUGCUAUUGCAGUUCUGGGUUAUUACAAUCGCCGUGGAAUAAACCCUGAGGCAUUUCUUAAAGAAAUCAAGUUCAUUGCCAGUGAUCCUGAUGAGGAGCACUUCUUCAAAGUCACAGAUGAGUCUGCACUGAAGGAUAUUGUGGACGCUCUUGGAGAAAGAAUUUUCUCGUUGGAAGGCAUUAGCAGUCAGGGUAAGGGGUUUGGUCUGCAGAUGGCUCAAGCUGGUUUUUCUUCACAUGUAGUCAAUGAUGGUGUUCUGCUUGGAGCAGUGGGUGCCUAUGAUUGGAAUGGUGCAGUGCUAAAGGAAACUAAGCGUGGAAAAGUUGUUUCACCAAAAUCCUCUUACAAAGAUGAGUUUCCAGAAGCUCUGAAGAACCACGCUGCUUAUUUGGGCUAUUCGGUGGAUGCAGUUACUUCAUCUCGUGGCUCUCAGCUUUACAUAGCUGGAGCACCAAGGUUCAACCACACUGGCAAGGUCAUCAUAUUCACCUUGAAGAACAAUGGAAAUCUCACUAUCCUGCAGGCACUUCUGGGACAACAGAUUGGUUCAUAUUUUGGCAGUGGGCUGUUAUCAAUGGACAUUGAUGGAAAUGGCUACACUGACUUUCUUUUGGUUGCAGCACCUAUGUAUUACAAUCAAGGCUGGGAAAGAGGAAGGGUUUACAUAUACGCUCUAUCAUCUGAGGCAUUCUUCACAUUUCAUGGAGUACUUGAAGUACCCCACCAUUCUCAAAACUCUCGUCUGGGUUCAGCACUGGCACAAAUAGCUGACAUGAAUGGAGAUGGCUAUAAGGAGCUUGUGGUGGGAGCUCCUCUAGAAGAUCACCAUCAGGGAGCUAUUUAUAUAUUUCAUAGCCAGAACAAGAUGAUUGGACCAUACUACAAACAGCGUAUUUCUGCAGCUGGUUUUUCUGCAGGUUUGCUGUACUUUGGUCAAAGUCUUCAUGGAGUUUUGGAUGUCAAUGGAGAUGGGCUUGUUGAUUUGGCCGUGGGAGCUCUUGGAGCUGCCGUCAUCAUCUGGUCCCGUGGCGUAGUGCGAAUUGAAGCCAAAAUGACUUUUGAACCGGAGAAGAUCAACAUCUUUAAUAAGAACUGUCAGCGUGGUGGGAAGGAGGUCACUUGCAUGUCAGUUGUUGUCUGUCUGAGAUUGGACAGUAUGACAAAAAACAAGAAAGAUUACAGAAAGGAAGUUGCUGUUUGGUACAGUCUGGUUUUUGAUGAGAGGCGAUUUUCCCCCUGGGCAGUUCUUGAUGAAUCAUUCCGGCAGCAGCCCAGAACUCUUCUUCUACACACUGGCAAUCAGGAAUGUGAGCGCCUUGUCUUUUCUGUGCAGGACAUAACAGAUUACAGGUGGCCUAUAGUGGUUGCUGUUGAGGCAGGACUUCAGAGCCAGGUCAAGGGGCCGGUGUUGGAUCCAGACUGGCCAACCACCUUACGAACUGAGCUUCCAUUCUGGAAUGGAUGUGAGGAGGAUACCUGCACUCCUGACCUCGUCCUCCACAGUCACACUGACCUGUUAAAUGUUCUGCAGUUCUGCAGCACAAGGAAACAUGCCACCUCCUCACUCUGCAGCCAUCGAAAGGAGCCUGAAGAGAAAAUGUUUGUUGUUGAGACUGGACGGAGGAAGAUGAUUGUGUUUGCUGAGCUUCAGAACCAAGGAGAGAAUGCAUUCAGAACUUCACUCGACAUCUCCACAACCCCUAACCUUCUCUUCUCAAGUCUCUUAGUCAAGGACCAAUCAGAUAUCCAGAUUGAGUGUUCCACUGAGAACAGGACGGCCUCGCAGAGAAGCUGUAACAUCAGUGCUCCAUUCAUGAGGUCAUUGUCGCAGGUAACUUUUCAUCUGGAGUUGGAGUUCAGCCGUUCCAUCUUUCUUCAUUCGGCACAAGUCACCAUGGUAACAACUAGUGAGGGAGAGGAUGGAUACCCAGAUGACAACACCAAUAACAUCAUCCUCCCUUUAAAAUAUCAAGCUGACCUUCUCUUCACAAGAGACCCCGAUCCUCACCGUUUUGAGAUCAGAUCUGGGUUUUACUCUUCUUCCAGAGAAGAACCAGACACCGCCUUCCCGACCUUCAACCUCACGUUUAAUGUUCAGAACCUGGGAAUCUUCUUUGUAAAGGACAUCAUUUUAGAAGCUGAUAUCUGGGCUGUGACCAAGGAAGGCAACCAGCUGGUGGACAUUACAGAUUAUAGCAUCGAAGAGCAGGGAACUAAUUCCAGCUGCAUGAUACCUCUUAUUAAAACUACUUCUCUGAGUAAACCAGAGGAUCUGACUCAUCUGUCUCAGCUGAACUCCAGUAACAGUGUGAGCAUACCGCUUCACUGCAUGCUCAGCCUGUCACCCUCCAAGGCGCUGAAGCUCACAUUCAGAGGAAGACUUCAGCUACCAACUCUGCAGGCUAUGAGUUUCAGGUCCUUAGAGCUGCUGACUGUUACCACAAUACAGCUAGAGAAGACCAAUCCGAUGUUUCUUCAGGAGGAUGUCCUUGUUCGACAGACCAUCCUGGAUCUGAGAAAAGAGGGACCCAGCUCCAUCCCCAUCUGGAUCAUCCUGGGCAGCUCCCUGGGAGGCCUGCUGCUGCUCUGCUUAGUCAUUCUGGGCUUAUGGAAGCUUGGAUUCUUCAAAAGACGGAGAUGUCAGGAAGAGGAGGAGCAGCCCGUCACCAAUGGGAACGCAGAGAAGCAGCUAUAAGGCAGUUUGAUGAGUUUCAAUCUGCACUUCAAACCAAACUUUGACCUGUUACUGACAGACCUUGAUGUUCUGUUCAUCGCUGAAGAACGCUGCAAGCUGUUUCCAUCAAACUGAGGUGAAAUAAUUAAGAUUCUGCUUGCAGUUGAAGACAUAAAGUACUCAGUUCAUAUUGAGUAUAACUAUUCAUUUACCAGCACCUCAGCCAGUCAAUGGACAUAGUGAUGUAUAUUUCAUAAGACUGAUGCACUAUUCUCAUUUUGAGAGAAACUACUGCAGAGUUAGACAGAGGUAUGCAGGUUUCUUUAAAACAGCUUGCAUUAUACAUAUGUAGAGUCAGUGACAGAGCUCAAUAUACAAGACAUGUUCCUACUGAUCUAUAUGUAAAACAAACUAAAUUUACUCCUAAAUUAUGGUGACAGUCAACAUAUCAUGGAUAAUUUGGACUUUAUUCUCCAUGUCAGGUCAUCUCACACCACUCUGUAUAACACUCUGUCCAGGUAUUCUUUGUUGUUUAUACAUGGCUCUAAAUCUAAAUGAAUGUCUAAAAGCAUAUUUAUUUGUAUUUUAUUUAAUAGCAGGCAGGAAUGUGUAAAGAAUUGUAUUAUAUGAGCUAAACCCCAAAUCUAUUUGACUACUUGUCAUAUUUGGAUGGCUUGUUUGGAUGUUGACUUGAGUUUUAUUGGAAACUGAAGCGCUCCCCUCUUAAAGUUAGGAUUCCUGUCAUUACUCACUACUUUUUAAACCAAAGCAAAUCAUCAAGGCAUUAAAGAUCAAAUAUUUUUUAGAACUAUUUUAUUCAUUUUAUCUGUAAAAAGUAUAAACUUUAAUGAACAGUAUGGAUAGGGGCAUUACUGCUGGAUAUAAAGCAGUUGAUUGAAUAAAAAAACAUGUCAAAGUUGUGUGUUUAUUUCUUCUCUUUUACGCUGAAGAUUCUUAGUUUGUAUAGCAGACAUACACAAAACAUUAAAACCAUGAUAGUCCUCAGUGUGAUAGUGCACACCCCAACAAGUAUCUAAUCACUUCAGAUGUUUGUUGUUUCACUUUGCAGGAAAAUAAUUUGUCAAUAAAAUAUCAGUCUUAUCAAACAGCAUUGUAUGUUGAUGAGGCAUAAUUUUCUUUUAAAAUAUGAUAGAAUUACUAGAAUCAUAGUUGAGAAUGUUUUUAACAAAACUUCCAGAAAAAAAUAAAAAACAAUUUCUCUGG
Molecule: messenger RNA, 4881 nt
Organism: Xiphophorus maculatus (southern platyfish)
Lineage: Eukaryota; Metazoa; Chordata; Actinopteri; Cyprinodontiformes; Poeciliidae
Product: integrin alpha-11-like
Exons: 30
Coding region: 94-3678 (1194 amino acids)
Biological process (GO): cell adhesion mediated by integrin; integrin-mediated signaling pathway; cell-matrix adhesion
Cellular component (GO): integrin complex; external side of plasma membrane
Molecular function (GO): integrin binding
Source: RefSeq, a predicted model, not a curated record